Molecule: messenger RNA, 1212 nt
Organism: Diaporthe batatas
Lineage: Eukaryota; Fungi; Ascomycota; Sordariomycetes; Diaporthales; Diaporthaceae
Exons: 4
Coding region: 127-795 (222 amino acids)
Cellular component (GO): membrane
Source: RefSeq, a predicted model, not a curated record
CACCCUCCUGCACCAGGUCGUGGGUAUGCCCCUGUCGUGCCGUGUUUCACAUAGGCUUCAGGUUGGUACAUCGAAGCGCACUUGUCUCCCGUGCUGGCGAGGUUGACCCCGGACACCUGCGCGUCCAUGCCAAAGUUGUGUGGCUUCGCUCUGCUAUAUACCUGCCCGAUGCUUUUAAUGCUCUGCACGCGCGCAUUGCUCGACCCGCAAGACCGGAACUCCACCAACAACACCGAUAUCUACCUAAUUCUCAACAACACCGACGACUUCACGACUUUCAAAAUGGGUUUCCCUCUGAUCCUCGCUCUCCGCGCCGUCCAGGGUGUCUUCGCAGUGAUCAUCCUCGGCCUGUCAGCAUAUGUUGCCAACUGGUACAAUGUCGACACCCUGACCUCGUCGCCUUCUCAGGUCAACUUCUUGGUCUUUGUGCCUCUCUUCUCCCUGCUCUCCAUCGCGUACCUGGAGGGAGUGACCAAGUUCAAGCCCCAAUUCUCCCACCCAUGGGCCGUCCUCGCUCUUGAGGUCACCAACGUGCUCUUCUACUUUGCCGGCUUCGUCGCCUUGGCUGUCUUCCUGACGCACCUGCUCUUCUGCCGUGGCGCCGUCUGCGGCUCCGCCCGCGCGGCCACCGUCUUCUCGUCGUUCAACUUCCUGCUCUGGACCGCCACCGCCGCGCUCACCAUCAAGGACGCGCUGAAGGGGGGGUUCGCGGGCCUCCGCAUGGGCCGUGGCGCGGGGCAGGGAAUGCCGAUGCAGCAAAACGCCCAGAUGAAGGAGGCCGCUAUGGCCGCAUAAAGGCCUACUACGGCUCCGAUGGCCGCGGGUCGUUGUUCGGAUACGUCCCGGCUACUCCGCCGCCUCACGCCAUGCACAAGACUGCGUCCCUCGAGGUGACAGUCAAGAAGCUGUCCAACUCGUGGGACCACAGGCGGAGCACCCUCUCCGGCAGCGAGGACUGGGAGAUCGCCACCUUUGUCGGGAGCGAGGAGGAGGUGAUCGCGGGGAAUGGAUAUGGGCGUCGUGAUACCUGGUAGAGGGGGGGGGGUUCGCUAGAUGGGUUGCGCCAGCUGUGCUGUGUUGGACCAUUGACUUUGGAGAGGUAUAGAAGCGAUUUAAUGACUUGAGAAUCAUGGUUGGAUCAGGCUACGGGCUUGGAUUAGCAUCUUUUACGUAUUGCAAUGACAGGCCUAUGAAUAUUUCUACAUAUUUACA